CCCCCGCCCCUUCCGCUCCUCUGGGCGGGCCCUGCAGCGCGCGGAGUGGUUAUGGCUAGCUCGGCUGCCCGGAGGGCCCGGCGCAGAGUCCGGGGAGUGCCGCCGGCCGGGGCGCGGGCCCGCUCGGCCGAGAACUGGUGGUGGGAUCGGCUGGCGCCGAGCGGCUCCGGGUACCACCUGCUGCAGGCGGACAGCAUGCUGCUGGUGCUGCCCGGCCCGGGGCCCGCCCGCGCCCGCGCGCAGAGGCGCGCCGCCCGCCGCGCUCAGCGGCUGCCUCCCCCCGGGGCCCGCGCCGCGGCAGCCAAGGCCAAACCUAGACCCGCGCCCGCGCCUGCGCCCGCCCCCGAGCUGCAGCAGGGGCCCGACCCGGGCUGGGGCGACCGCAUCCCCUUGGAAAUCCUGCUGCAGAUUUUCGGGCUGCUGGUGGCGGCCGAUGGGCCCAUGCCCUUUCUCGGCAGGUACCCCAGGCCCAGCAAGCGCAGCGGCAUGGCUCAGGCUGACCCGUUGCCCACCGAGCGGGAAGCUGAGGGCUGCACGCGUGUGCCGCCGCUGGCACGACGCCGCCUCCCAACCCGCGCUCUGGCACACCGUGACCCUGUCGCCCCCACUGACUGGCCGCCCCACCCUUGGCGGGGCCAAAGCCGAGAAGAAGCUCCUUGCUUCCCUGGAGUGGCUUAUGCCCAAUCGCUGGUUAGCGAGUCCUGUCCUCGGCUCACCUUCCUCAAGCUUUCUGAUUGCCACGGUGUGACCCCUGGCACUCUGAUCAUGCUAGCCAAAGCCUGCCCCCAGCUCCACAGCCUGGACAUACAGCACUCCUUGGUGGAGUCUACCGCCGUGGUAAGCUUCUUGGAGGAGGCUGGGCCCCGAAUGCGAAAGCUGUGGCUGACCUACAGCUCCCAGACAACAGCCAUCUUGGGUGCGCUGCUGGGUAGCUGCUGCCCCCAGCUCCAGGUCCUGGAGGUGAGCACCGGCAUCAACCGCAACAGCACUCCCCUCCAGCUGCCUGUUGAGGCCCUGCAGAAAGGCUGCCCCCAGCUACAGCCUGGGCCUUGCUCCCAGGUGCUGCGGCUGCUAAACCUGAUGUGGCUGCCUAAGCCUUCUGGGCGAGUGGUGACUCCUGGCCCAGGCUUCCCCAGCCUUGAGGAGCUCUGCCUCGCCAGCUCCACCUGCAACUUUGUGAGCAAUGAGGUCCUGGGCCGCCUGCUCCAUGGCUCCCCUAACCUGCGCCUGCUGGAUCUUCGUGGCUGUGCCCGCAUCACGCCUGCUGGCCUACAUGAUCUGCCGUGUCAGGAGCUGGAGCAGCUUCAUCUGGGCCUGUAUGGCAUGUUGGACCGGCUAACUCUAGCUAAGGAGGGCAGCCCCCUUUUGACCCAGAAAUGGUGCCACACGCUGCGGGAACUGGACUUGAGUGGCCAGGGUUUCAGCGAGAAGGACCUGGAUCAGGCCCUAGCUGCCUUUUCAGGCAUCCCUGGGGGCUCACACCCGGCCCUGUGCUCCCUCAACCUCAGGGGCACCCGGGUCACAGCAAGCAGUGUCAGCUCUGUGAUCAGCAGUUGCCCAGGCCUGUUGUACCUCAACCUGGAGUCCUGCCGUUGCCUUCCCCGGGGUCUGAAGCGGGCCUACCGGGGCCCAGAGGAAGUCCAGUGGUGCCUGGAACAGCUGCUCACCAGCCUUCCCUCCCCCAGCUAGGCAGCUCCAGACCCCAGACCCCGUGGUCAGCCAGCCCUGCCUUGCACCCUUUCCCAGUUUUGGAUGUUUGAGCACUUUGUUAGAAUAAAAUGUCUUCAGAAACUCUGUGUGGUCCUUGGGG
Diceros bicornis minor is the source of this 1810-nucleotide messenger RNA. It is a transcript of the gene FBXL6, whose product is annotated as F-box and leucine rich repeat protein 6. Lineage: Eukaryota; Metazoa; Chordata; Mammalia; Perissodactyla; Rhinocerotidae. Gene Ontology annotation, biological process: SCF-dependent proteasomal ubiquitin-dependent protein catabolic process. Gene Ontology annotation, cellular component: SCF ubiquitin ligase complex. The record is from RefSeq and is a predicted model, not a curated record. The transcript has 8 exons. The coding region runs from base 52 to 1689 and encodes 545 amino acids. Gene Ontology annotation, molecular function: protein binding.